Molecule: messenger RNA, 695 nt
Organism: Asparagus officinalis (garden asparagus)
Lineage: Eukaryota; Viridiplantae; Streptophyta; Magnoliopsida; Asparagales; Asparagaceae
Product: 26S proteasome non-ATPase regulatory subunit 14 homolog
Exons: 2
Coding region: 199-510 (103 amino acids)
Biological process (GO): proteasome-mediated ubiquitin-dependent protein catabolic process; protein deubiquitination
Cellular component (GO): proteasome regulatory particle, lid subcomplex
Molecular function (GO): proteasome binding; metallopeptidase activity; protein binding
Source: RefSeq, a predicted model, not a curated record
GUCAAAUUUUCAAUCGGACUUCGGGUUGAAACUCUCAGACUCCGAUCAAGAUCCAACCUCUUCCCUUUUUCUUUCUCCUCAAGCUUUAACCAAAAUCCCAUAAAAUCCUUAGCUGAAGAAAAUUUUUUUUUUAAAAAAAAUUAGGGUUUCAAAAUUUAGAUCCUCUCCGUUCAAAUCAACGAAACCUAAAAUUCUCCAAUGGAGAGAUUACACCGUAUCUUCUCCGGCGCCGGCGGCAUGGGCCACCCGCCGACGGACUCGCCUCUCCUCGACUCAUCGGAGCAAGUCUACAUCUCAUCUCUCGCCCUUCUCAAGAUGCUCAAGCACGGGAGAGCUGGGGUUCCGAUGGAGGUCAUGGGGUUGAUGCUUGGAGAGUUUGUCGACGAGUACACGGUGAGAGUCGUGGAUGUGUUUGCGAUGCCGCAGAGCGGAACUGGGGUUAGCGCUGAGGCUGUUGAUCAUGUGUUUCAGACUAAUAUGCUUGAUAUGCUCAAGCAAACUGGAAGGUAAUCAAAUGAAAGGUUGUCUUUUUAGGUGUCUUUUAAUUUAAAUCUGCUUUCUUUGGGCAGAAAUUUAUCCUGGUGAUACCCUUUAGUUUUAUCCUGAUAGUUUUCGGUUCUAUUGUGAUAUCUUUCUAGUUCUUGUGUUGCUCUUAAUUUUAUUGAGAAAUCCUCCCACGACCCGCUUGCCCAAAU